CGAUUUUCGUGACGUAUCGCGAAGAAGAAGUGUCCGUGGAAUAUCCCUCGUCGAUCGGGUACGACCGGUGGACACUCAGAAUAAUAAAACGCAUCGGAUCCUCCACGAAAGGGAACGACGACGACGACGACGACGAUGCCGACGAAGGCCGAGAAGGACGAGGACGAUCGCGUCCGGUAUCGCGCCGCCAGCCUCCGACGACGUCGUCGACGUCUGCGACAAUCGUGCGAGGGUGGUAAUGGUGGAGGAGGUGCUGGAGGUGGCGAAAGCGAGGAGAUGAUGGACCAUCCGUCCGAGUGCAGCGCCUUGUCGUACGUCCUCGCGCGACAGAUCGACGACAGGCUCGACUACUGCAGGCGCUUGGUCAACGCCAGAUUCGAGAAUUCCGAGAACCUCUACAGGAAGGACCUCCUGUCACACUACGGAUGCGUCAACGCGAUCGAGUUCUCAAACCAGGGCGACCUGCUCGUGUCCGGGGGCGACGAUAGAAGAGUUCUGUUAUGGAGAGUGGAGCAAGCGAUACAGGGUAUGGGCAAACCCAUUGUAAUGAAAGCCCAACAUGCCAGCAAUAUAUUUUGCCUCGGUUAUGACAGCAGUAAGACUAAGAUAUUCUCCGCGGGGAAUGAUGAUCAAGUUAUAGUCCAUGAUUUGCGAACGAGCGAUCCUCUCAGCUACUUUCUACAUGAGAAGCCAGUCUACGGACUGUCCAUUCAUCCGCACAAUGAUGAUGUUUUUGCUAGCGCCUGCGAUGAUGGGAGAGUCUUGAUUUACGACAUACGUAGCAACAGCACUACGGAAACUCUCUGCUUGGCGCAGUAUAAAAGCGCUUUUCACUCUGUCAUGUUUAAUCCUGUGGACUCCAGAAUGCUUGCUACUGCCAAUGCUAAAGAAGGUGUCAGUAUGUGGGAUGUACGAAAACCUUUGGAGCCUGUAUUGUGCUACGGAAGUCCACAACAGAGCUGUAUGAAUGUCAGGUUUAACUCAGUGGGUAACCGAUUGCUGGCCUUACGAAGAAGAUUACCUCCGGUUCUUUAUGCGGUCGAUUCUCCCACGUAUUUGUGCGAAUUCGAUCAUCCGGGAUAUUACAAUAGUUGUACUAUGAAGUCGUGCUGUUUUGCUGGCGAAAACGACGAAUACGUUUUAUCAGGUUCGGACGAUUUUAAUUUGUAUAUGUGGAAAAUUCCCCCAAUGGAUGGCAAACCAUGGGUAGAAUCCGCUCAUAUGGUGUUGCGUGGCCAUAGAUCGAUCGUCAAUCAAGUCCGAUACAAUCAAGCGAGUUGCAUCUUUGCGUCGUCCGGCGUCGAGAAGAUCAUAAAGAUCUGGAGCCCGUUCCCGCUCGGAACCGGGUGUCUGGGUGGAUUGAAGAGAGAUGCUGGUAAGCGGGAGAGACAACGCCGAGUGUUCACGCACGAUGAAUAUAUAGGGCUGGUUUUACGCAGCGGGCAGUUUAUGACGCACGAUUAUAGCCACCAAUCGACUAAGGAGGAUCCGCGAAUGAUGGCCUUCUUCGAUUCUCUUGUACAGCGCGAGAUUGAAGGCUGGAGUUCCGAGGAUAUGCCAACGCCGCAUACCCCCAGCGAUUCCGAGAUCAAUCCGGCAACGGGCGAGCCGUACAGCGCGACAGAUUUCGAUGAUACCACAGCAUCAGAAGGCGGCGUAGCUCCCGAACGGCCGUUAGAAUCGCCGAAUCGCAUAACUCGGCUUAUCGCGAAUCGCAGGGAGAAGCUCAUGCGAAUGGCUGCGCUGGAGCGAUCCGCCUCGGAUACCGGUAGCGAAGGAGACAAUGUUCACGCGAGACGUAGAUCCAAAUCGAAAUCGAAAUCGAAGGGCGUGAAAAGGAAAAUUACUAAAUUACCCGCCGGCAGAAGAAGAAUAUCCGCCAGGAGAAAGUGUACUGUGUUAAAGGUCAAUAGUGAUUCAGACAGUGACGAUGAGCGACCGAUCGAUGCGGCUCAACCUAGCACCAGUUCUGGCGUGAUUUCCCGAAGAUCAUCACGAUACGUUGAUCGCGUUGCCAACGCGAUCGAGAAAGACAAGCGUUUGAAUUACAGUAGUAGCAGCAGCAAUAGUAGCAGCAACAGCAGCAGCAGCAGUAGUUCCGAGGAUAAUAACGCCCUCGGAACAAAACGAAAACAUUCUAAAACUGACUCGGAUGCGUCCACGAAAGCGCAAAGACGAAAGCAUCGUAAGUGCAAAAACAGCGCACAUGAGAAUUGUUCUGGUAAGAGCCAAAGUAAACGGCAGAAGCUCGAUGACGAAUCGGAGGGGGAAAGGACCGCUACCGGUUCGAAGAAUCGCAUGAAUGGUAAUGCCGGUAAGGAUGUCCGUCGCGAGGACGGACCAUCGACGCCGAACAACAAAUCGCUUCAGGUUCCUUGCACCCCUGACAGCGGCAUUAAGUCAGGUAUUUCUACCACGGGGGGGAAAAACAGCGAGCAAACGCGUAACGAAGGGAACGACGGAGGUGCGGACGAUACGAGUUCCGAUCACGAGCAAAAACUGAAAAGUUUAGAGUGUUUCCGGAAGAAGGUGGAGGAGUUGACGAGGAGGAGCUACCGCAAUCGAUCGGCGUCCCAGCAGCCCCAAACAGUAGCUUCUACCACGAGCGACUCUUCCGAUUAAGCGCUCUCGUUUUACUACUCUCCUCUCCCGACGCUCUACUCCGAUUUCCCGCAUCACUCUUUCUCCAUUUGUACAUAAUAUAAUCUGUGAUUCCUUGAAAUAUAUUUUUAUAACACUAAGUUUUUGAUCACGCGCGAAUAUGCGAUCAAUUUCUUUGUUUCGAUUUUGUUCUGGAUCCUAUCGUCCGUAUCUUUAAUCCCAUUCGUCGUAAAUGUACAGUAAUUCCUCGUUUCAUUUGGCUUCAGUUCCGAUGAUGAAUCGUCCUUGAGAUCGCUUCUCGAACGACCAAGUCUCGAGCCUUGCGUGAUCAUCUAAUUUCAUUUGACUGACUGAGAUUUAUCUUCGACGCUGAUAAUUAUCCUCUCGAAUUCUCUUAUUCGUUCUUAUGAUCAUUUUAUUUUCAGAAGAUGUCGGAGAAUUUUAUAUGUAAAAAGAAAACAAUUAUUUAUUUAAAUUACUUUAAAUUAUUAAAUUACGCUAUUUUAUUUGAUGCCAGUCCCGCGCAGGUCGCACGAAACGAGGAAAUACUGUAUUGCGUUUUUUUUUACGCAGGUCCUUCAAAAUUUUUAGUAAUACGUUCUAAAUACUGUGCGCAAAUUAUAUUUGCGAUUAUGCGUUCCGACGUGUUCAUAAAUCAAGUCACUGGUAAACGAAAUUUACGUCGUUGUUUGGUACCGCUCCCCGUAUCUCUCGUCCUGCGUAAAUGCCAUUGCGACUGUCAGUGCUUGAUCUAAAUAUCUAGGACAGUCGCCGAUUAUCGCGCGAGGUGAAAACAUUUCGCGGCUCUGGCGAUGUAAUAAAUUGCAUGUGUAAUGGAGGCAGAACUAUAGACGCGAAUUAACAUACACAUCCGCAUUAGCUUUAAAAAACAUUUUGCGAUGACUCGGCUAAUGAUGUAUUGUACUGUUGAUACAUGGUUUGCGCGAUGGAAAGUAAUUAAAAAAAGUAAUAAAUUGAUAUACAUUUUUUUUCCUAUGUGUUGAGAGAUUUGAAGGAAAGAAAAAGAAGAAUUAUUGUAACUGUAUAUUACAUUAUUUAAUCUUGCGCAUUUAUAUACAUCUUUAUUAUAACUGAUUACGAAUAAACGAGAAGAGAAA
This is a messenger RNA of Formica exsecta, 3719 nucleotides long. RefSeq names its product DDB1- and CUL4-associated factor 5. The coding region runs from base 136 to 2622 and encodes 828 amino acids. The transcript is spliced from 9 exons. Lineage: Eukaryota; Metazoa; Arthropoda; Insecta; Hymenoptera; Formicidae. Gene Ontology annotation, molecular function: protein binding. Gene Ontology annotation, cellular component: cytoplasm; Cul4-RING E3 ubiquitin ligase complex. The record is from RefSeq and is a predicted model, not a curated record. Gene Ontology annotation, biological process: negative regulation of fatty acid biosynthetic process.